UUCUAAAUCAAACUAAAAUCUUAGAUCUGAUGUUAAAAAUUAAAUAAUCAAAUUACUUUUUAUAGCCAAAAAGAUAGAAAAAUUCAUAAUUUUAAUUAGCUCAAUCCCAAAAAGGUAGCUAUGCCCUCUAAAAAAUCUCUGUUUCCUCUAUUUCCCUUGCUGUUUUGCAUGAUGCUAUACUUUUCAUUCAGUUGCACCUUUUCUGGUGCAACUCAACAAGAAGCAGAAGCUCUUAUCAAAUGGAAAGAAAGCUUACAUAGUCUAAAUCAAUCAUUUUUGUCAUCUUGGUCACUUCCAAAUGAUGAAUUUAGGUCAAUUACUGUUGCUCCAUGCUAUUGGCUUGGUGUUGGCUGUGUUAAUGGUAGUGUUACAAGGUUAAACUUAACCAAUGUGGGUUUAACAGGCACUUUAAAAGCCUUUAAUUUCUCAUCUUUGCCUAAUCUAUCUUUCCUUGAUCUUCAUGAUAAUAAUCUUUUUGGAAAUAUCCCUUCUUCAAUCACUAAUCUUACUAAACUUACUAGUCUUCACUUGGGUAACAACAAAUUCAGUGGGAAGAUACCCACAGAACUUGGGAAAAUGAGUGCCCUUAAGAAUUUGAACUUCAUUAAUAAUUUUCUUUUUGGGAAUAUCCCAUCUUCUCUUGGCAAUCUUUCCUCUCUUUCUCUCCUUAUCCUUGGAAAUAAUCGGUUAGUGGGUAGGAUUCCUCCUGAGCUAGGACAGUUGACAGCAAUAAACGAGCUUCGGAUCAAUUUGAAUAACCUUACAGGUCCUAUACCGCCUUCUAUUGGUAAUCUAAUUGGCUUGAAAGUUUUGUCUUUGUAUGGGAAUAAUUUAUCAGGUAUAUUACCAAAAGAGUUUGAUAAACUCACUAAUUUAACCUUAUGUUACUUGUCAAAUAAUACCAUAUCUGGCUCAUUACCUGAGAAAAUUUGCCAAGGUGGUAUACUUCAAGAUUUUUGUGCAAGUAAUAACAGGUUUUCAGGUUCUGUACCUAAAGGGUUGAGAAACUGUACCAGUUUGACAAGGUUAAGGCUUGAUAGAAACCAUCUUGUGGGGAACAUAUCAGAAGAUUUUGGGGUGUACCCAGUUCUUGAUUACAUUGAUUUGAGCUAUAAUAGCUUUGAGGGUCAGAUUUCUUCCAAUUGGGCAAAGUGUAAGAACAUGACUAGUCUCAAGAUUUCUGAUAAUCAUAUUACUGGUGUAAUACCUCCAGAGUUAGGAAAUGCAACCAUGUUGCAUUUUCUUGAUUUGUCAUCGAAUCGUUUAGUGGGUAAUAUUCCGAAAGAAUUGGGAAAUUUGCAGUCAUUGUUUAACCUCACAUUGAGCAAUAACAGGCUUUCGGGGAACAUUCCCAAUGAACUUGGAAAUCUGGUCAAUUUAGACUAUCUUGAUCUUGGCGCGAAUGAUUUGAUUGGAAAAAUCCCGGAGGAAAUUGGUAAUUGUGUCAGGAUGCUUUACUUGAAUCUGAGUAGAAACAGCUUGCGUGGAGCUAUUCCAUGGCAGAUAGGGAAUCUUGUGGAGCUACAAGAAGUGUUAGACUUGAGCAGAAACUCACUUUCUGGUGAGAUUCCCUUACAACUUGGAAAUUUGGAUAAAUUGGUGGUGUUAGAUCUCUCCUCUAACCAUCUUUCGGGCCAAAUUCCAUGGACAUUCGAUCAAUUGCUAAGUUUGAUGCAUUUUGAUGUGUCCUACAACAAUCUUGAAGGUCCAAUUCCUGAUAGCAAAGUGUUCAUGAACAUGUCCAUCAACUCAUUCAUCAGAAACAAAGCUUUAUGUGGAAACAUGACAGGCUUAAUGCCUUGCCCUAGAACACUGGAAAAUUCUAAAGGAAAAGGCAAAGAUCUUGUGCAACUAAUCACUGCUCCUGUCGUCGGAGUAGGAGUUUUUCUAUGUAUCAUUGUGUCGGUUGCCCUUUGUAUGCAUAAAAGUGGUAUAAGGGAAGGAAAUCGGAAUGUACAUAGACAAGACACACAUCGAGAAAAUAUGUUUUCGGUUUGGGACUUUGAUGGAAGGCUGGUGUAUGAUGACAUAAAAGAAGCGACAGAAGGUUUUGACACAAAGUAUUGUAUAGGAGAAGGCGGACAUGGAAGUGUGUAUAAAGCAGUACUUUCAACAGGGCAAAUUGUUGCUGUUAAGAAGCUGAAAACUUUACAAAACCCAGGUUUUGAAAAUCAAAAGAAAUUCGAGUCACAAAUAGAAGCAUUAACUAAGAUGAGACAUCGUAAUAUUGUGAAGCUCCAUGGGUUCUGCUUUCAUCCACAACAUUCAUUGUUGGUUUGUGAGUACUUGGAGCGCGGUAGCUUGGGUAACUUACUUAAGAAUGAAAAGGAAGCAAUAGAAUUGAAUUGGGAGAAGAGGGUAAAUGUGAUUAAGGGGAUCGCCUAUGCAAUUUGUUACCUGCACUAUGAUUGUUCUCCUCCAAUAAUCCACAGAGAUAUUUCUUCCAACAAUGUGUUACUUGAUGUAAAUUACGAAGCUCGAGUUUCCGAUUUUGGCACAGCCAGGCUUAUAAGUCAGGAAUCUUCUAACUUCACUGAGCUUGCUGGAACAUUUGGAUACAUUGCUCCUGAGCUUGCUUAUACAAUGAAACCCACCAAGAAAUGUGAUGUUUACAGCUUCGGAGUUUUAGCACUAGAAAUUAUAUUGGGAAGUCAUCCAGGAAACCUUAUAUCUCCAUCUUCAAGCUCUUCAGUCGAGUCCUCAGCAUCAUCCUCAUCGCCAAUAUAUCACACUUUACUCGAAAUCAGCUCUAAAUCUAGCUUUAAAGAUCUCUUAGACCCUCGUCUAGCAUAUCCUUCACCAGACGUGGCUAAAGAGAUGGCUAUCAUCAUUAAAUUAGCUUUGGAGUGCAUUAACACUGAUCCACAGUUUAGACCAACCAUACAAUAUGUUUGUCACCAAAUGCAACCAACGCGAAAAAUAGCUGACUUUUCUGUGCUGAAGAAAUGUGAAAGUGAAAGCGAAGGCGAUAUGAGCAUGAGAUCUACCAGUUCUUCAAGUCAUAAUGAUGAUUUAGUAUGAUUUAUAUCAAAACAAGAGGAGUUUUGUUUAGGAUACCUCCCAAGUCCCAAUCUUUGGUAUGUUUAGUUGGCCAAGAUGGUUAUGAAUUAAGACAUUAAAGCUCUCCAAUCUUAUAUUUGGAUGUCUAUGUACUUUGGUUUUCCAUCUACGACAAAAUUUAUGUGUUUAUCAUAAUUGUGCACUUCAAAUAUAAAUUAUAAUGAUUUCUCUUUU
Messenger RNA from Amaranthus tricolor (Joseph's coat), 3234 nucleotides. RefSeq names its product MDIS1-interacting receptor like kinase 2-like. The record is from RefSeq and is a predicted model, not a curated record. Gene Ontology annotation, cellular component: plasma membrane. Gene Ontology annotation, biological process: hormone-mediated signaling pathway; protein phosphorylation. The coding region runs from base 121 to 3021 and encodes 966 amino acids. The transcript has 2 exons. Gene Ontology annotation, molecular function: protein kinase activity; ATP binding; protein binding. Lineage: Eukaryota; Viridiplantae; Streptophyta; Magnoliopsida; Caryophyllales; Amaranthaceae.